Thermothelomyces thermophilus ATCC 42464 is the source of this 1353-nucleotide messenger RNA. RefSeq lists its product as uncharacterized. Gene Ontology annotation, cellular component: checkpoint clamp complex. The transcript has 3 exons. Gene Ontology annotation, biological process: DNA repair; DNA damage checkpoint signaling. The record is from RefSeq and is a predicted model, not a curated record. NCBI's taxonomy places the organism in Eukaryota, Fungi, Ascomycota, Sordariomycetes, Sordariales, Chaetomiaceae. Bases 180 to 1193 code for a protein of 337 amino acids.
CGUGGUUUACAUGUUCUGUGCGGUCGGAGUUUACGUCUGAGAUACCCCAACCCUCCCGCCAAGUCUGUACGAUAGAAGCUCUGUCUCUUGAAACCAAGUCGAUUUCGCGCAGUUCCAAGCAAAGAUCCGUUGAGGCUUGACACAUAGUCCUUUUCGCGCAAUUCUUCCAAUACGUCACCAUGGAAUCGCAGGGCUCUGCUCCAACUCCCCCCAUACUUCGGGCGGUUGCCAGUUCCACGAGGCCUCUGUAUCAGCUCCUCAAGGCGAUCAACUUUACCAACAAGGUGCACGUCGAUGUCACAGAGCACGGCCUAAGGUUCGCGGCCGACCACGCCCGGGUCAUGCAAGGGGUCGCCCACUGGAGCAAGAGCCUCUUUACCACCUACACCACGAACCUCCCUUCGGCACCCAACGCCGGCGAAGACGCCGAAGCAGACGAUGAUCCCAUGUUCCCAACCUUCCAGAUCUCCCUUCCGGCGCUCCUCGAAACUCUCCAGAUCUUCGGUGCUGCUGAUGCCGCCGCCCGCCAGGCUAAGGCCGACGCCGAUCCGUAUCGUAGCAACCUGCGCAACUACCGCCCGGACGCCUUCUCGAACCACACCCUCGGCAUGUCGGGCACAUGCUCGCUCUCCUACACGCGAGAGGGCGAGCCCUUCAGCAUUGUGCUCGACGAGGCCGGCGUCAGCACUACGUGCAACCUGACCACCUACGUGCCCGAGGCGCCGGACGACAUCCCCUUCGACAUCGAAGACCUGUCCUUCAAGAUCAUCACGUCUGCCCGCUGGCUGCUGGAUGCGCUCACCGAGCUGGCGCCCACGAGCCCCGAGAAGCUGACCAUCGUCGCAUCCAGGACUGAGCCGUACCUGCGACUGACCAGUUCGGGCGGCCCGCUCGGGUCGAGCAGCGUGGAUUUUGCCAAGGGCCGGGAUCUGCUCGAGACCUUCUCCGUCAGGGGACGGUGGGCGCAGACGUUCAAGUUCAACAUCAUCAAAUCGGCGAGCGAGGCCAUGCGGAUCGCAAGCAAGGUUAGCAUGCGCGGGGACGGCCAAGGAGUGUUGAGUAUGCAGUUCAUGGUGGAAGUGGAGGGGUCCGGGCCGAGCUUCUUGGACUUUCGGUUCGUGCCGUAUGCGGUCUGUGAGGACGACGGGGACGAUGACCGAGAAGGGGAGGAGGAAGGCGAUGGUACAGGUUGAAUAGACAGUAUGCCCCGGCGUGCGUGACGGCGCACCUCUCGGACUGGCAGUUUGAGAAUUUUGCAACUUCAACCCGAUGCUAUUAUGCCACCCUUCCCUGAAGAGACGCCACGGGAUACCUAACCCUCCUGUGCUCGACUCGAUUCGACUAAGUCAUCAA